AUGCAAGGUCACAAGUGUGUCCUUGUGUGGACUGUCGCUCUUGCUGCGCUUGUGGAUGCAGACUUGGAGGGUAUUUCCAGCUUCACGAUUCCAUCAUUCGACUAUGGUUUGUUACAAGAUGGUGACACUCCAGACCGUCUCCUUCAAGCUCUGGAACGUGGAGGUAUUAUUGCACUCAAGAAUAUCCCAAACUAUGCCCAUGUUCGAGAACGCUUCUUGAUUAGUGCUGUGCAAUGUGCCGUUGCUUCGGAACAUGUCGACGAAGGAAGACGCUACUUAUCGACCAAAACAUUUCAUGACGGAACUCGUCGCCUUACGUUGCGAGCUGCUGCAGGUCGUGAGCUCAUGAACACGGACAUUGAUUCAUUGAAAGUGAUGGCAGCCAUUUGCCCAGGUCACCGUGAACUCUACGAAGAUUUCAGCAGUACAAUUGAGCGAGCGGUAGACACGUUUGCAUUAGCACUUGACAAGACCAAGUUCACGAUGGGUGAUGGCGAGCGAAGCAUUAGUGCCCGAAAACUGAUUGGAGACGCGAAACGGUUGGACCAUUUCCACGCUUACGAGGCGGCUCCGGGGAUCUCACCAAUUUCCAGUCACCGGUCACUAAUGGCCGAGAACAUUGAGCAAGACUUGUCCUUGGGCAUGCAUGAAGACCACGGCCUCUUUAUUGCAAUGGCAGCACCGAGCUUCUACUCGUUCAAUGGUCAGGAUGGAAACAUUCGCGAGAGAUGCUUCGAAUCCGAUACGUCGGGUCUAGUGAUCGGAUCUCUCGAGCUCGAUGAAAUCGUUCGUCCAGAGCUCAAAGCAGACGAACUCGUUAUCAUGAUCGGCACUGGUGCAUCGCGUUGGUUGGAGACCAGCCACCAUCUACCUGCCGUCACGCACGGCAUGAGAAUGCCGAAAGAAAUGGUCUGGGACGACGAAGUUGUACCAGGGCAACGCAAUUUUCGUGCAUGGUUUGGCAAGAUGACGAUGUUACCUUCGUAUCAGCGCCUAGUCGAGACGAAAACAUCCUUCGCUCAGUUCGCCAAUCUAUCAACUCGCCACUUGCAGGCCUAUGGAAACUCAAAGGAUGACUUGAAAGCCAUCGGUUGCGCAGGAGGUCGUCAUUUGGUAGAGUCCGAAGCAAGCUGCACCUACAGAUUUUGCACAUUGAGACCGGGCGUGGAAAAACCACCGACGGUCGGGUGUCAGCAAGCAUGCAACUAUAACAUGGAGUUUUUUAACGACAAGUGCGAGAAGAAGUGUGAUUGCACUAGAACCACCACUCAAGCUGAUGAGUGCUGGAUGCUUUGUGUCCCUCAACUCCCCGUCGAAAGGUGUGCGCUCAAAGAUCAGGAAUGCUCAGGCCUGAAGCGUAUCUGUACGGCAAACAACACUACCCCGAUUGCAUCCUCAGCCCCUGUGACACCAACGGAAGCGCCUGCAUUCACAAAGAUGCAAAUGCCUCUUACGGAAUCCCAAGGAGCACCCAUGCCUUCGACACCUCAAAGUGUAUGA
Messenger RNA from Peronospora farinosa, 1500 nucleotides. The record is from the annotation of a GenBank genome assembly. NCBI's taxonomy places the organism in Eukaryota, Oomycota, Peronosporomycetes, Peronosporales, Peronosporaceae.